AUGAUUCGAAGAUUCACCCUUACGUUGUUCACGAGUAUCGUUCUUCUCAAUGCAGAUGACAGCUCUAACAAUGUCGUGAGUAAGGACCUCAAUUCAACUAACAUUAGGAGUCAGGUUCAGCAAUUCAGUUUCCCACCAAACAAUACGCCGAUCACAAAGGUUUACGUCUUUGGGAAGCCUAUUUACGUCAGACAACCGUUCGUUUUACCAUUACGAGAUGAUCCCUAUAACCCCAGACUCGACAGUUCUCCCGUGGAAGACCAAAGGAGGCCCCCUGUCUCGCCUACCACAACUGUAGUGGACAACGUUGAAGAAUCUGUUAUGAGAGAAGAGUUAGCGAAGCCGGUGAGACAAGUGCUCUCUCUCUUCAUGGCUGUGGUUGUCGCUGCUCCUGAAUUGUAG
Messenger RNA from Haemonchus placei, 402 nucleotides. Lineage: Eukaryota; Metazoa; Nematoda; Chromadorea; Rhabditida; Trichostrongylidae. The record is from the annotation of a GenBank genome assembly.